AUGAGUGAACGUAAAGUUUUAAACAAAUACUUUCCACCAGAUUUUGAUCCAGCUAUUCCAAGAAGGAAACAACCUAAAGAUGCUCAACAUAAGGUGCGUCUUAUGACACCAUAUGCUAUGAGAUGUGAAACAUGUGGUGAUUAUAUUUAUAAAGGAAAAAAAUUUAAUGCACGCAAAGAAACAGUUGAAGGAGAGUCGUACCAUUCAAUUAAAAUAUUUCGAUUUUACAUUAAAUGUCCCAGAUGUUCGGCCGAAAUCACAUUUAAAACAGAUCCAAAAAACACAGAUUAUGUUGCUGAACAUGGAGCGUCUAGAAAUUUUGAACCGUGGCGUGAAGAAAAAAUUGCUGAUGUAGAAUCUAAAUUACAAAAGGAAAAGGAAGAAGAGAAUAAUCCCAUGAAAGCGCUUGAAAAUCGUACAAUGGAUUCAAAAAGAGAAAUGGAUAUUUUGGAUGCUUUGGACGAAAUUAGAACAAGAAAUGCUAGAAAUGAAAGAGUGGAUGCCAAUGAGUUGUUGGAUAAAUUGGUUGAGGAAGAAGAAGUAACAAGUAAAACUGAACAGGAAAUUUUAGAAGAACAAGAUGAACAAUUGGCAAAAUCAAUUUUUAAUACGGAUCAUACAAAAAAAAUAAUCAAUGAAGAGCAACAUAUGAAAAAUUUGUUAUCUGAAGCCAGAAAAUCUUUAAUAUUGCCCACAUUUGGAACGAAUAAACCUGGCAGCACUAGGAAUACUACUGGUAGUAUCUUUGACAGCAACAGAAACAACAAUAUAAUUACAAAAAGAAAAUCUAGUAGUUCAGAUCUUGGUAUUAUUGUAAAAAAGAGAAAACCAGAAACUUAG
Messenger RNA from Entrophospora sp. SA101, 840 nucleotides. The record is from the annotation of a GenBank genome assembly. Lineage: Eukaryota; Fungi; Glomeromycota; Glomeromycetes; Entrophosporales; Entrophosporaceae.